Baudoinia panamericana UAMH 10762 is the source of this 1405-nucleotide messenger RNA. RefSeq lists its product as uncharacterized. Gene Ontology annotation, cellular component: peroxisome. Gene Ontology annotation, biological process: fatty acid beta-oxidation; phenylacetate catabolic process. The coding region runs from base 90 to 1331 and encodes 413 amino acids. The record is from RefSeq and is a predicted model, not a curated record. Gene Ontology annotation, molecular function: acetyl-CoA C-acyltransferase activity. Lineage: Eukaryota; Fungi; Ascomycota; Dothideomycetes; Mycosphaerellales; Teratosphaeriaceae. The transcript has a single exon.
GCCAAAUUUCCCUCUCCGCCAAACUGUUCGAUUAGCGAGCGCCAUAUCACUACUAAAAGCACCCAAUCCAACGCCAUCAGAUCGACGGCAUGGCUGGGUUCAUACAGAAGGGAGCGAAGAAUAUCCUUUCCAAGCAACCGCAAGAUAUUGUCAUACUCUCCGCUCUACGGACGCCCGUGACGAGAGCGAAGAAAGGAGGCUUCAAAGAUGCAUAUGACCACGAACUCCUCGCCCACGUCCUAAAAGCGACACUGGCAGCUAAUCCGAAGCUCGACCCGAGCCUCAUACAAGACAUCCAUAUCGGCAAUGUCCUCUCCGAACUCGGUGGCUCAAAAGCAGGCCGAAUGGCCGCCGUCCACGUCGGCUACCCUGAGACCGUUGCUUUCCAGACAGUGAACAGGGCAUGUUCGAGCGGCUUAAGCGCAAUCACGAGCAUAGCGCAUGCGAUCGCAGUAGGACAGAUCGAUGUCGGCAUCGGAGGCGGCAUGGAGAGCAUGACGCGGAAUUACGGCAGUCGGGCUAUUCCCACACAACUCUGGAAAGAGCUGAAGGAGAGCCCGGUGAAGGACGCGCGAGAUUGCAUCAUGAGCAUGGGGCUUACGGCGGAGAACGUUGCGGAACGGUACGGUGUCAGACGGCAGGAACAAGACGAGUUCGCGGCGCGGAGUCAUCAGAAAGCCGCCAAGGCCCAGAAGGAAGGCCUCUUUGACAAGGAGAUUGUGCCGGUGACAACGAGGUGGCACCCGAACCCCGAAGUUCCGGAGACAACCGAGGAGAUCACAGUAACGAAAGAUGACGGGAUCCGGCCAACCAGCACACCCGAGAGCCUGGCGAAGAUGAAGCCUGCUUUCAAGGAAGAUGGCACAGCGACCGCUGGUAACAGCUCACAAGUGUCCGAUGGCGCCGCAGCAACCCUACUCAUGCGCCGCUCGACCGCGAAUCAGCUAGGUCUCACAGACAGCAUUAUUGGUAAAUGGGCCGGCACGUCCGUCAUCGGCUGCAAACCAGACGAGAUGGGUAUUGGCCCAGCAUUAGCCAUCCCGAAACUGCUCGACUACACUGGCGUCUCGACAUCAGAUAUUGGGCUUUGGGAGAUCAAUGAAGCAUUCGCCUCACAAGCCAUUUACUGCGUCCGAAAGCUUGGUAUCGACAUCGAGAAGGUCAACCCGAAGGGUGGCGCCAUCGCGUUGGGCCACCCUUUGGGUGCAACAGGCGGGCGGCAAUUGGCGACUUUGUUGCCGGAGAUGGAGAGGCAAGGUGUCGAAAUGGGCGUCGUGAGCAUGUGUAUAGGCACAGGUAUGGGCAUGGCGAGUCUGAUCGUUAGGGAGUGAGGAAGCAAGCAUGGACAUCUGCGAAUACUUUCGUUGUGACAAGCGAACCUGUACAGUGUAACUAGGCAGAGCAC